GAGUGAGGAGCAGAGGGAGAACUGGUCAGAGAAAACAAAGAUUUGCGCAGAGUGGAGAUGAAUAUGUUGUAGCGAAACUGACAGCUGUAAAGAAAGAUCACUUAGCAGGUUUGAUUGUGCCUAAUUUGACACAUUAAUACUUAUAAUCAUGUCUGACAAACAGAGCAGCCAAAGGAAGCCAUCCACCAACAGGAACAUCAAGAAGCUGCGCACUGUUAGCAUGGUGAGCAGCCUUAUGGACAGCUGGCAGAAGUGGGUGACGGACAAUGAGAAGAAGCAGGCCAGUGAACCCAGCGGCUGGUGUCCAUAUUCAUUGGGAGGACCAGAAGAGGUACCUAGAAAGACAUGGGUCCCAAAGAAGCAUCCUCUCACUCAGAUCCAGCCAACAGAAGCUCCUCAAAAUCAUGAAAUCAGCUCUGGGGAGGCUCAAAAGACAACUCCUCACAAGGAGACCAAAGAUGCAAUCAAGACUGAGGAGGUCAAGACUUCAACUGAGCCAACAUCUGGCAUCAAGGUAAAGCAAGUGGUGAAGACGGUUACCAGCGGGGUAACAGAGAAAGGUGCAGGCAUCGCGCUCCUGACAGAGAGGAUCAAGAGGGAGUCUCUGCCAUCAGAUGAGGAGAUUGACAGGCUUCUGAAGAAGAAAAGCUCGCCGACACGCCGCAGAAAAUGCUCCAACAUGGUGUCAUCUCUGACCAAAAGCUGGAAGCAAGUGGAGAAAGAGCACAAAGUUGGGAAAGAGGGAGGUGGACCAGAAAAGGGAUGUACCUGUGGGGGUGAUAAAGGUGACAGUGGACAUCCUGAGGCAGAGAAGGAGAGGCUGGACUUGGAAGAUGCUCAAACACACAGGACAAGCUUUUUGAAAGAAGCAGAGCAAGAAGACUCUGAAGAAGAGUCUUACUCAGCAAUACGGAUUAAAAGACCGUCAAUCUCUGCGUACAAAAAGGAAGCUGAGGAUGCCAACAAGAUCAACGCCCUCUCCAAGAAAUACAGCGCUGUGGGAAACCUCAAGAGCCGCUGGCAGGACUGGGCCUCGGAGCACACCAUCAACCAGAAACUGAACCCCUUCAGUGAAUAUUUCGACUAUGAUUAUUCCAUGUCCCUCCGCAUCCAAAAGGGUGAGGACGGUUACGGACGCCCCAAGGAGGGAUCCAAAACUGCAGAGAGAGCCAAACGUGCCGAGCAGCACAUCCACCGCGAGAUAGCUGACAUGUGCUACGUUAUCAGGACUAUGGCUGAUCCAGACCCAGACGGAAAGACCCGCAUCACGUUUGGACAGCUGUUUGACAGAUAUGUUCGGAUCUCUGAUAAGGUAGUGGGGAUCCUGAUGAGAGCCAGGAAACACGGGAAGGUGGCGUUUGAAGGGGAGAUGCUGUGGCAAGGCCAGGAUGAUGGAGUGAUCAUUACUCUGCUGGUGUGAUGUUAACACCUGGGUCAGAGUGGCACUGGCAAUCCUCUUACAGGUACUUGUGAAAUAACCUCAGUCAUUAUCAAGCAGGGCUAAGAGGAGGAUUUAAAAUACAGUCUGACCUGGGUCUAUUCAGUGGAGGCUUGCAGAACAAUAUCAAAGGAGUGUGGAGACUACAAAGCUUGGCGGAUGAAUUCAUGUGGAUUAUCAAAAGAAUAUUUUGCUGCUAUUUCUGUCGACUCUUUCUGUCAGUGUUGUGGACAUUUUGAGUUGUAGCUGCCACGCACAUAUUUUGAAAAAGACUUUGAAGUUUUAAAUCAGGAGCUCUGGAGAGUUAGCGUUCUAGUUUUUGGGCCGCUUAAGUUUCCAUUCAAAGUUCCCAUACGUGUCUCUUUCGCACUUUCUUUAUGGCUUAUGUUAAUGAGAUACUUGACUAUGUGUUAAUGUACCAAAUAACCAGCAGCCUCGCAGUGUAGUACAGCGCAGUAAUUCAAACACGGAUUGGGUUUCAUUGCCUGAAUACAUGCAGCUCAGCAUUCAUUAUACAGCAGCAGGCACAAUGCAGAGGAACAGAGCAGACCACAGCACUUUUAAAUCUCGUGGCCUGUUUGGCUGAGCCUCUAAUGAUUAAUGUAAGGGGUGACUAUGGCUGUCUGGGGGAAAAAAGGAAAGCUUUCCUUUUCACAUCCAGUUAUUGAGUGUUAGUGGAAUUCUUUGCAGUCUGUACAAUAAUACGGAAACAAUUUUAGCAGAUAUUUUUGGUGUCUGACAUAUAGGGGUGAUGAGCUGAUAAAUUGAGAAUGCUAUUUGUUUUCUUGCCACACUGAAGCAUACUGUGCAUUUGAGGUAUUUACUUGCACUCUCAUUAAAGGUAUACGAUGCAGGAUUUUAUGAAAAGACUGUCAUGUCCUUUAGUUUUCUAUUAUUGCAUUAUUAUGAAAGUCAGUCUCCUCAUGAGUCAUGUCUUCCUAUGUUACUCCCUAUCUUUGUCUGUUUCCUGUCACGCCUGCCUCCUAUCAGUCUCAUUAGUCCUUCCCUAUUUCCAGAGUUUUCCCUGCACCCCUAUCUUCUAUUAGUCUUGUUUGCUUCACCCUAUGUUCCCUACCCACGCUGUCAUUGUCAGCAAACCCCUGUGUUUUCCCUCCUUUUGCCCAUGCCCACCUACUUUAGCCGUGUCUUGUUCUUAUGAUUAGUUUUGUCCUUUGUCAGUUCAUUCCCUGGUUUGCUUUCCAUGCUUGCGCUGAUCUCUCGUGUUCCUAGUUGGAUUGCUUCUCUUUGGUCAUCCUCGUAGUCAUGGUACCAUCCUGGUUUGUUCUCAGUUUAGUUUUGGUGCUUCUUUCUUUUGUACUUUGAAUUACGUCUGCCUGCAUCUUCAGUUUCAUUACCUGCCAGUCUUGGAUGUACUUUAUCAGCUACAUUAAAGCUUGUUUUUCUGUUUAAUCCACCUGCCUGCUGGCUGUGCUGCAUUUGGGUCUGCUUGUGAACUGAAACCUUAACAAAAACAAAGUAUCGACUCCUUCAUAAGUAAUCCCUCUCAAUCAUCCCUUAUGACCCACUGGAAGUAUGUGGCUGUGCAUUUGCCCUCUCUAUUCAUUGGCACGGCAGACAGGUGAGGCUGGGACUUUAUAAAAAAGGAAGUGACUAGGUGCCAGAGCAUAAGCAGCAUGCAUCUAAAAGGAAAUCCAGACACACCAACAAAAAAAAUUCAACAAUAGCUCAUAGCAAAUCUAGGGUUGACUGCAACUUUAAAUGGAAAUACUGUUUAUAAGCAGUAGCUGAUAUGCAUAGUGUAGUCCAAGUAGUAUUAACCAAUUGGUUUUGAACAGCAGGUAAACAGUUCACUGUCUCUGCCAGUGACAGAAAGCACUGGCCGAAAUGCAAUCUUGGAAUCUGUCAUCUGAUGACGAGUUAACCCUUAUAUAAUCUUUUUUAAAAUGUAACUUUAUUCAUAUGCCAAUGUAUCCUCAUACAAUGGUUCAUAUGAUACUUUACGAAUUGGCUCCCCAGGAAUGACGUUACGUACUUAACGUCAAGUAACGUAAUUAGCAUUAAGUUACGGAGGUUAGGUUUAGGCAAGUAAAGAUACUGUGGUUAGGAAAAGAAACACGGUGAGAACCAAACUGUUGAGUCAUAUCCAACAAAACACUGUACACCUGCAGUUCAUAACCUGCAGUAAGAUCAUUUUUUGGCCACUUGAGGGCAGCAGAACAACAGUGACAUAUCACCUUUUAACUUGAUAUAGUGAACUUGUUGGCAAAGUUGCUUAUUUAUAAAUCCAACAAAUAUGGAGCAACGUUACAUUUAUUUAAUUGGAGUUGUGUUUGUGUCCACCUGCUGAAUGCAAGGACAAUAUUUACUUUACUUUUAGCUCUGUUUUUGGUCUCUACCAACUCCCGAGAGGUCAUUUCUCUCUCUUUAGCUGCUGUCUCUAAAUGUGUCUGUCUAGUGUGUGGCGCUGAGGCUGUGGUGUACAGUGGGGUUUUUCCUCUGAAAACAAUUGCUAUGAGAAAACGAUGCUUUGAGAGCAAUGAGAGGGAACCAAAACAGUAAAGCUGUGAACUGGACUGCUAGACAAUGAGGCGAAUCUCACUAUAACACUCCAUAAAGCCUAGAGGAGCUGCAGAUUCAGGCGUAUUCUCUGAUUCAUCAGCACAGUGUUUUCACAUUACAGUUUGGUACUUUGUUUUUAAACCUUUAUCCUAACUUUUGCUUUCUCCCAACACAUGAACCAGGUGUAAUGUCUUUCUUGUAAUAAUGCAGGCACUUUUAUUUCAGGAUAUGAUUAAAAAAAUAAACUGUCUCUUUCCAUCUUACACUGAUCAUGAUACGAACAGUCUGACAUGGUGACAUAAUUAUCAUGGACACUGGAUCAUCAAGACAAUUUCUUUUUACCCAUGACAAAGGUGCUGUACAGGUGGUGGUGUAGUUCAUAAAUAUAAACUGUUCAAUAAUGCAA
This is a messenger RNA of Epinephelus lanceolatus (giant grouper), 4364 nucleotides long. It is a transcript of the gene abrab, whose product is annotated as actin binding Rho activating protein b. Gene Ontology annotation, biological process: positive regulation of Rho protein signal transduction; positive regulation of transcription by RNA polymerase II. Gene Ontology annotation, cellular component: sarcomere. The record is from RefSeq and is a predicted model, not a curated record. Gene Ontology annotation, molecular function: actin binding. Lineage: Eukaryota; Metazoa; Chordata; Actinopteri; Perciformes; Serranidae.